This is a messenger RNA of Suillus subalutaceus, 2307 nucleotides long. RefSeq names its product Metallo-dependent phosphatase-like protein. Gene Ontology annotation, biological process: calcineurin-mediated signaling; fungal-type cell wall organization. NCBI's taxonomy places the organism in Eukaryota, Fungi, Basidiomycota, Agaricomycetes, Boletales, Suillaceae. Gene Ontology annotation, cellular component: cytoplasm; calcineurin complex. The coding region runs from base 1 to 2307 and encodes 768 amino acids. The record is from RefSeq and is a predicted model, not a curated record. Gene Ontology annotation, molecular function: calmodulin-dependent protein phosphatase activity; calmodulin binding. The transcript has 24 exons.
AUGACCUUGCAAGCAAGACAUGUGUGGAAGCUUCUGGCGGACCGUCUGAAGUCUAAUGAAAAGGAGGCACGCCCCGGGGGCGUGCAAGCUGCCGCUGUCUCCAGGGAUUGGCGUCCAAUCCACAAGUACGGAUUUCCGAAGGUUCUCCGAGUCUUGAACAUGGCGGAGAUGAAAGGGGAACGAGCACAUGUUGAUUGCGAAAGAAGCUGGAGAAGAACACUUACUGAAGAACAACCCCUUCCCGAAGCUCUUCGUCGCACGUCCCUCUUAAUGAGGGUAGUCUGCUUUUUGGCACUGGGACAACCGGAUUUUGAUGGUCAUUGGAAGUCAUUGCAAUCCGAGGAAGCAUUCGAAACCGUUAGGGGCAGGUCGUGCUCUAUCCUGACCAGCACUAUCACCACAGCAAGUGUCCUCCUCGCUACAAGUGUUGUUUUCGUCACCACCGGCUCUCCUGUACCAUACUUUGAUUAUACAUCACCCGCUCCUCACUGUCUGCUCUUGAUAUCGCUCAUGCUUGCUAUGAUCGCGCUGUUAACAUCCGGCUCGAGUAUGAUACGUUGGGUACACACCGAUCGGCAUUGGACUCAAGAGCAACUUAAGCUGGGCGGUUACUUCGUGUUGUCCUACCUGUUAUCAAUAGUCACCCCCAUGUUCUUCGUCACCUGGUCCCUACAUUGUUUCAUAUUUGGCUUUUCCUCUCAAAGCAUAAUCUGCCGCGCUAUCACUGUGGUCUGGAUGGUCACAUAUGUUGUGAACAUUGGAACAAUAUUGAUGGAGACUAUGUGGAAUUAUGCCAAAUUUUCAACGGACUAUAUUAGUGUACCUAGACAGUGUGAUCAAACUAAGGUACAUAUUAGCGUAAACGCGAACGGGAAGGAAACUAAACGACGUACUCUCAGUCUCAGAGAACAGAAAUGUGUUCUGCAAGCUCAAGAUCUGGUAUCCCGAUACCUCUUCCUUCUCCGUGGCAAUCAUGAAUAUUGCCGUCAUCUCACAGAUUAUCUCACUUUCAAGCUUGAAUGUCACUCCGAAUCGGCCACUAACACCAUUCAGGCAAACACAAAAUCCUUUUGUGGACUUCCCCUUUCUGCCAUCACGAACAAGCAAUUCCUAUGCAUCCACGGCGGUCUUUCACCAGAGCUGAACACUUUGGAUGAUAUCAGAGCGAUUGACCGGUUCCGCGAGCCUCCAACACAUAGGCUGAUGUGCGAUUUUCUAUGGUUGGAUACUGUCGAAGACUUUAGGCGAGAGAAGAUGAAUGAAAGUUUCGUUCAUAAUCACGUUCCGGGUUGUUCCUACUUCUUUACUUACCAAGCUGCCUGUCAGUUCUUAGAGCGAGAUAAUCUUCUUUCGAUCAUUCGCGCGUACGAAGCGCAGAUGCCGGUCGCUCAACAGAUAUCGCAUGUGCCGGAAGACAAAAACCACAAGUUUUCCUUCUGUCAUGACAAUCUUUUCAGCUACCUCGACGUGUACAACAAAGCCGCCGUCUGGAGUUUGCGCUUUGUGGGAGAGAAAAAAGAACUCGAAGAGUCUGACGAGGAAAAUGUUGUUUCACGAGUAACCCACCACGAAGAGGCAAGACGGAAGAUCAUAAAAAUAAGAUCCUUGCAGUUGGACGGACGGCGCCGCAGAGAGGAGUCGGAGAAGUUUUCGGAGCUCAAGAGUAUAUCUAGCAAGUUGCCAUAUGGCACGCUAGCGUUGGGUACAGAGGGCAUGAAAGAUGCCAUUUCCGACUUCGAGGAUGCACGGAAGCCGGACAUCGCAAAUGAACGCCUCCCUCCAGAAUCUUUCGAUGCCGAAGAGGCAAAAGCUUUCCUGGCUCUGGCACAAUCUAGGUCACUACCGACGACCCCACCAGACAUCGAGUCUCCUGGCUUCACUUGGGACGACAAUGACGAAGCGCCGGAGUUUGGAGAGCACGAUGUAGAUGAUCCAGGAAGUGCUCCACGGGAAAGACUUGGAGACUCGCGGACUUCCUGGAAAUGUCUUUUUUCUGGUCGCUUUGAUGGCUUGCAACCCUGUGAGGACUCUCUCAAGUCUCACGACCGAUUUCGAUUAGGCAAGUGUAACAGCGGGUGGAAGUUACACUUCAACUUCGUGCAUCAUGUACUACUACAGCAGUACCUACGUACCGGGUCACUCAUAUUCACGCAUACGCACUCCCCUCAUGCACCUGCGGGUCGCGGCUACCUCAUGCAUGUGAAGCUCGAGGGUGUCCGCGAAACAAAUACAUCAUGCAAGUCCCGGACCCUCAAAGCUGAAAAACUCGAGGUGUCCGGGGAGGAAAGUCUAAGUAGACGAUGCUAA